AUGUUCGCGGCCGGGACCGAGACGUCCUUCAUCGCGCUGGAGUGGGCCAUGUCGGAGCUGGUCAGGAACCCCGCGGCCACGCAGGAGCUCCAGCGCGAAGUCCGCCGCGCCGCGCCCGCGGACUCCGCCGCCGGCGCGACGGCGACGCCGUACCUGCACGCCGUGGUCAAGGAGACGCUCCGCCUCCACCCGCCGGUGCCGCUGCUCCUCCCGCGCGAGUGCAUGCGCGACGCGGCAGUGCUGGGGUUCCACGUCGCGCGGGGCACGCGCGUGUUCGUCAACGCCUGGGCCGUCGGCCGCGACCCGGCAUCGUGGGGCGCCGCGGCCGACGAGUUUCGGCCCGAGAGGUUCCUGGCGGAGGACCGCGAGGUGGACUUCCGGGGCGCGCACUUCCAGCUCGUCCCCUUCGGGGCCGGGCGGCGCGCCUGCCCCGGGAUGCAGUUCGGGCUGGCCACCGUGGAGCUCGCGCUGGCGAGCCUGGCGCGCCUGUUCGACUGGGAGGUGCCCGGCGGCGCGGCGCCGGGGGAGCUCGACAUGUCGGACGCGCCCGGGCUGACCACGCCCAGGCGGGUGCCGCUCCGGCUCGUCGCCAAGCCGUUCGGUUCGGAGGAGCAGGCGUAG
Molecule: messenger RNA, 621 nt
Organism: Panicum hallii
Lineage: Eukaryota; Viridiplantae; Streptophyta; Magnoliopsida; Poales; Poaceae
Product: cytochrome P450 71A1-like
Exons: 1
Coding region: 1-621 (206 amino acids)
Molecular function (GO): oxidoreductase activity, acting on paired donors, with incorporation or reduction of molecular oxygen; heme binding; iron ion binding
Source: RefSeq, a predicted model, not a curated record